AUGGGGCGAGAUCACGAGGUUGAAACGGGAGCAGCUAAUGACUGCAUUCAUCAUGCUCAUGCUACUUUCCCACCUUCUCCUUCUUCUGCAGAGCUUUCCGUGGGAUUGCGCAACGUUCGAGUCACGAUACCGACGGCCGUCCGGAGAGGCGACUCGGCUCAGCUGUACUGCGACUACGAGCUCGAGGACAACGAACGGCUCUACUCGAUCAAGUGGUACAAGGGUAAGCGAGAGUUCUUUCGCUACACGCCCCAGGUGCAUCCUUCGGUGCAGGUGUUCAGCGCCGCCAGUGGCAUCGAUGUUGAGCGGUCACUUUCCAACGAAAGCCAAGUGGUUAUGCGGGCGGUCGAGACGAACUACUCGGGAAAGUAUAGAUGCGAAGUGUCCGCCGAUGCGCCCUCCUUCCACACGAUCAUCGUCUCCGGGGACAUGGAAGUGGUCGAUCCACCCAUCGAGCAGCCGGCGGUGACAGGACUUCAGGCGCGCUACCGACCGGGCGACAUCCUGCGGGCGAACUGCACCUCGCAUAAUUCUAAACCGGCAGCAAAUUUGACGUGGACGAUUAAUGAUGUACCGAUUCCUCCACAGUACGUCCAGCUCUUCCGACCGAUAAAAGACGCCUACACCGGGCUGGAGACAUCAAUCCUCGGCGUGAACAUUAUGGUCGCCCUCGACCACUUCGUGCAGGGUAAACUGAAGCUGCGGUGUGCGGCAUCGAUACACCAAAUCUACCACGAGGUCGUCGAGCACUUCAUUCCGGAAGACCGGCCCCGGAUAUUGGCGACGGGCGUAUCGGCCAGCGGGCACAGCAUCAACCUCUACCAGGGCUCGGUGCACGAGAGCGAGCUGACGGAUCAGUCCGACUCCUACCUGACGGUGAACGGCUACAAAGCGGAUAAAUCGUCACCCCUGUCGUCUUCCUCCGGUGGCCUGCAGAUCGACUCGUACGUCAAGGUGUGCUGGGUAACGUUCUACAUCUGCAUCAUCUGCACCGUGAUGGUCUACUCGAUACGCUACCUGAUGGUUACCUGACCCCAGCAGCGGGAGGCGAAGAGUGGUUCCGCCUCGGCGAACGUGUCCAUGGCCGAGGCAACCACGCUGGAGCUGGAUCCGCUUUCCGCCAGCUAUCCGGUUCCACCGCCUCCGGCUGCCACCAUCUCGUCCGCGGCCCUCACCAACGUCGACAGCUGCGUCCUGUUCGUUCCGAGGUGAUGCAAUACGCUGCGAAUUGGCAUACCGCAGCCGUUCCGCGCUUGGCUGAAUGCACCCGGUGUCAGCACGAUGCCGGGACAAUCGAUUCCGUCCGGCAAUCGGGCCGGGAAAACCAAACGCUCGCCGAAGCAGGCAUAAAUGUGCAGGCGCAAGCAAGCGCGAGCAAACAAAAAUCAAAUACUUAAACAUGUUGCUGUCAUCGUAAUCGUAUCGUCGUGAAUGACACCUACCCAGCGUAAGCGAAUGUUUUGGUUUGUUCUCCAACGUAUACAUUUUGUUUUAUUUAUUUACGUUUUCGUUAAACGAGAGCUACCGGGCGCCUCCAUCGGCAUGCGAAAAACUACGUUGCAAGAAACGGGAAAUCGGAGGCUUGUCAAAGCUCCCGAGGAAAAAACUUUCAAGUGGUAAAAAACAGUUUGUUACACAACGGCUAUGCUAGUGCUCCACUCACUCUAAGGUAACUCGUGUAAAUAUCGAAUUUUAUCUCAACGUGUAAAUAAAAAUAUGACCGUUUCCCCCAACCAACUUUUCCUCCUCCUAUCCCCGCUCUUUCCGAGCAAUUUCGCGAAAACCAACUGUCCAGAUUCAAACCGAAAGAAUUUUAAUGUACUGUUACCGACCGUGAGCAACCGGCAGCCGAUCCAAAUCCAUCGAAACGGUAGAUAUAACCUUAAGAAAGUAAUUCCGCCUCCACUUACUGGCAGUAAGAACAUUUUGCAGCAAGCUAGUGGUUCUAGUGAUCGCGAACAAUGUCGAAUAACAAACAAAAAAUGAAACAGGUUAACCUAGCUAAUAAAUAAAUGCAAUUUAAAGAAACCCCGGAAAAUAAAAUCAAACUGUAAAUAGUUGACAGCAAAGGUAGCAAAUAAAGGAAUAAAAACCAAACGCCCCUCGGUGGUGUAAUCAUCCGCCA
Molecule: messenger RNA, 2125 nt
Organism: Anopheles coustani
Lineage: Eukaryota; Metazoa; Arthropoda; Insecta; Diptera; Culicidae
Exons: 7
Coding region: 1-1032 (343 amino acids)
Source: RefSeq, a predicted model, not a curated record